CAGAGGCCGCUGCCGCCGUCACCGGAGUCUCCCGGCUCCACAGCUUGAGGAGGCGCCCCGCAAUCGCCUGGGGCAGUGCCAGCCGAUCAGGCCUCCUCAGCUCUUCUUGGUUCUGCUUGCUCCCUCUGCCCAGCCAGGAGGCAGCCCCCAAUCCCGGCGAUCAUGAAUCAGGCAGAUAAAAAUCAACAAGAAAUCCCAUCUUACCUUAGUGAUGAACCACCAGAAGGUUCAAUGAAAGAUCACCCACAGCAGCAACCAGGCAUGUUGUCCCGUGUGACUGGGGGUAUCUUCAGUGUUACAAAGGGAGCUGUUGGUGCCACCAUUGGUGGUGUGGCUUGGAUUGGUGGAAAGAGUCUGGAGGUGACCAAAACAGCUGUUACAACUGUGCCUUCCAUGGGAAUAGGGCUGGUGAAAGGGGGUGUGUCCGCCGUGGCUGGAGGUGUUACAGCUGUUGGGUCUGCUGUUGUAAACAAAGUGCCCUUAACAGGAAAGAAGAAAGACAAAUCUGACUAAGACACGGAGAUACGUUUGCUCUCUACAGCAUUAUGAUGCCAGUGGCAUUGAAUUGCUAAAUUUUGGACUACAACUAAGUCAACUGUUUUGGACAUUCUUCUUCUUAAACUGCUGUGUUGAAAGUAUUGAUGACUGGCUUUCGUCUAAAAAGAAGAGACCAAUACUAGCACAGUGUAUGAAGGUUUCUCAUACUUAAAUUCCAGCUUUUUAUCUGGUAAAAUGUUACACUUAUCAGUUGUAACUGAAGAUCUAUUUGAAUAUUUACUAUAAGUCUUUUAGUUUAACUAAAAAUGUGAAUGUUGAAUUUCGUGGAUGAUCUUUACAGUUCCAUAUGUAUAAUGUGCCAGGUAACUCAUCUGUCCCUUAAAAAGGGAACCUUGAACUACAUAAACUGUAAUUUUGACGUGCCUAUAGUUUCAGAUGUCUUAGUUUUUUUUUUAUAAUGAUAGUUGAUUAGGCCAAGAGUUAUUCUUUUCUUAUUUAAGCCAGGAAAAGUAGCAGGAUUUAGAGAAAUUUAAAACAAAAGACAAAUGGUUUUAUGAUCCUGAGUAUUAAUCAUCUUUUGUUAGAUAUGCAUUAUAAUUUAAUCAUCAAUGCCUUACAAAAGAAAACAUCUUUUCCUAAUACCCUAAAUAUGUGCAGUUCUUAGAAUUAUAUAUGGAUUCUCUUAACAGUUGUUUGUGAAAUCAGUUUUCCCUCUUGAAGAAUCUCAGGAGUUGUGGGGUAAAGGCAUUUCUUGCUCUUAGCAGAUAAGAAAAUGAUUAACUUUUUGUUAACUGUCAGUAGUUGUAACCAAACUGUAUGCUUCAACCUGGGUUCAUGUUCCAUCAUCAGUACACCUCACAGUGCCUAAGGAAUAUUUCUUUGCUGGUCAGAAGCUAUGUUGGAAGAGUUUCAGAUAAAAGGAGUUAUCUGAACAAAUAAGUUUAAGUUUUUAAAAAAUUACCUAGCACAUCUAAGAUAUAAAAAGAAUUUUUCAUACCUGUUGUAUCUUUAGGAUGGCUUAAAUUAAAAGCAAUACUUGGUAAAAGAACCACAACUAUGUGGGGACUGACUUUUAAAUGGAAUGAAAUGGGCUCCAUGGAUUAGUUUUGAAUGUAAAAUAUAUAUAAGUGCUUUCAUUGGUUUAUAGGCUUUUAAAAUAUGUUAUCUCAUCAUCCUUUAAAGCAGCUGUAGACUUUUUACCAUUUUCCAGGUCAACUUCAGGCAGGGACUUGAAGUUUUUGAUUGUGGAUGAUAAGUGUCUCAUGUCUUAACAUAUCUCAUCAUGUCUCACUCAUUCUCAAAGAAUAUGACUUAGCUGAAAUUCAUUGUUUUGUUUUUCGUUUCAUAAAAAAUUUUAAAGUGGCACAUAUAUAUUUGGCAUUCUUUUAACUGAGUUAUAAUCCCAGCCUGAAAAAUAUCUUAGUUUUCUUUAUACUUAAGCCUGGAAAUUUGCCUCCAUUCCGCAGUUUUGUUUUGUUUUUGCCUUGCAGGGGAGGGGAGGAAAGGUAUGAUGCCGUGGAGUGAGUAAGUCAAAUAGCAUUCCUGAGAAUUUGAAACAGAUAAUUCCAGCACCCAAGGUUUAAAUGUCUAUCUGUAAACGACAGAGAGUUUUACAUUAAUAAUGUGGAUUAACAAAUGGAUAAGAACAUAACUUUUAAAAGCUUUCAUAAAUACCAGCAGGGAUUUUAAGCAAAUCUACAAAGGUUCUGGGCCUUUCUACAGUAUACAAAACUGAAAAGUCGUUAAGGAGUUCAAUUCAUCAGAAAUUAAAUGGCUGUUUAUUUCAUGCCAUAUUAUUUAAGGUAUAUUUGUCAGUAUAUCUGGUCAGAUGUCAUAAAGAGCAAAGGUUUUUUUCUUAAUCCAAAAUUAAUAGAUGAAUAAAAAUAAAGAUCUAAAUAAUGGUAUUAGAGAACUUGUUUCCUGCUAUUUGAAAGAAGUUAUUGCUUCAUUGCUAGUUUAUAUUUCUAAUUCAUCUUCUCUAGUCGUAGGCUCUGCUUUGUACCUGAAUUUCUAAAUAUAGACUUUAUUUUAUGCUUGCAUAUUUAUUUUUAACUUUGCUUGUGUUUAAAACUGCUUGAGGAAAAUGGUUGUAAUUAAUUUCUGCUACAGAAAAGCCACCUGAUACAUUUUAUCUUACCGAGUUUAAAUUCUAAACUGUAACUUUGUUCAGGAGCAGCUUUUGCAGUGAUAGCAGAGAACUGUACAAAUGGAGUUAUGGAAGUUCUUGUUGAAAUGAACUUGCCAUUUGAUAAUGUAUAGCUGUACACUUGAGUCUUUUUUGGUUUAUUUUUGUAGAUUAGCAAUUUGACCUGUUAAAUAGUACUAGUUCACUUCAAGAAACUAAGGUUGUAUAUACCUGGAGGUAUCUGUUAUUCAGCUUAUCUUUUGAGUGGAUAUUUGGCACAAUGAGGACAAACUUGUGUGGCCCAUUGAAUGACUGAUCUAAUAAUGUUGAUAUUAUGAGUCCUGCACUUAGUGAAAGACAUUUCAGAUGAAAAUAACUGAUGAUUGAUUUUUUUUUGUAUUAAAGGAAUGGGAAAAGAAUACAUGAAUCUGUUAAU
This is a messenger RNA of Molossus molossus (Pallas's mastiff bat), 3059 nucleotides long. RefSeq names its product transmembrane protein 263 (gene TMEM263). The transcript is spliced from 3 exons. The record is from RefSeq and is a predicted model, not a curated record. Bases 163 to 513 code for a protein of 116 amino acids. NCBI's taxonomy places the organism in Eukaryota, Metazoa, Chordata, Mammalia, Chiroptera, Molossidae.